GGAGAAAUCCCUGUUUGACGAGGGGAGGGAGAGAUGUGAUUGUUGGGUGUCUUAGAGGAGAGGAGACUGAUCACAAUCAGAGCAAAAGUCGGACCGCUGAGCCAGGGAGCGCUCCCAAACACAUGGGACCUGGGAGAAAAGUAAAAGUGUCGUCGGAGUAAAGUGACUUCGUACAUUGUUUGUUUCUCCUUCAGUCUUCUCCUCGUCGUCCUCUUCCUCCGCCCUGCAUUCCGCUGAGCAGCUGUGCUUUAAUGCCCCUACGCACCCGAGAAGGAGAGGACGGAGAAAGGAGUGAGGAAGAAGAGGCAGACGAGAAGGUGAGGAGGCCUGGACACCACCCGCCCCCGCUCUGUGGGACUGCGUCCACUCUCCCCUCCUGGCCCUGCAUGGACGGGGAUGGGGAGAGCCGGAUGCUGUUGCCGCGGGGCUGAGCGCCUCGCUUCCCCGUCUGUGGUGCGCCGCUUCCGGCCGCUGUUGCUGCUGAUCAUCGGUCUCUGCUGCGGUGCACACAUAGGCCAGUGCCAAGUGGCCACCACCCAGUGUCGCAUUCAGAAGUGCACCACUGACUUCGUCUCCCUUACCUCCCACCUGAUGCCCACCGUGGAUGGAUUUCACACUGAGUUUUGCAAGGCUCUGCGUGCAUACUCGGCCUGCACCCAGAGGACAGCAAAGGCCUGCCGAGGAAACCUGGUUUUCCACUCAGCCGUGCUGGGCAUCUCGGAUCUCAUGAGUCAGCGGAACUGUUCCAGAGAUGGCCCAACUCCCUCUGCGCGGCCCGAAGUCCACCCAGAACCUUGCAACUAUCACAGCCGUACCCAGCACACCCACACACACUCCCACAUCCUCUCUCACUCUCACAGCCAUGGCCACGGCCGCCCUCGGCUUGGGUACUUGUUCUGUGGGCUGUUCGGGGACCCGCAUCUGAGAACAUUUAAGGACAGCUUCCAGACUUGUAAGGUGGAGGGUGCAUGGCCUCUUAUUGAUAAUGACUAUCUGUCGGUGCAGGUCACUAAUGUUCCAGUGGUUCCUGGCUCCAGUGCAACCGCAACCAACAAGAUCACCAUCAUCUUCAAGCCUUAUGAGGGCUGCACAGACCAGAGGGUCUACCAGGCUGUCACAGACAGCCUCCCAGCUGCCUUUGAUGAUGGAACAGUGAGCAGCGGUGACCCCAUCCACACCUCCUUCGGUGCUGACGGUGCAGUUGGGAAGGUCCGGGCUCUGUGGAUCUCUGAACGCAGCCCUGGACACCAUGUGGAGCUGCACGCUGGCUACAUUGGUGUGACUGUAAUUAUUCGGCAGCUGGGGCGUUACCUGACGUUGGCCGUGCGGAUCCCUGAGGAGUUGGCUCAGGCCUACGAUGAUACCCAGGAUCUGCAGCUCUGCCUGAAUGGCUGUCCCAGCAGCGAACGCAUCGACCAAGCGGGACACCUCCCUUUGCCGCUUUCUCCACCUGCACUUGGCCUGCAGCGACAGCAGCUACGCCGACCCAUCUACUCCUCACAGACACAGGCAUACCCCUUUGGUGCUUCACAUGUUUUAGGCAUGGAAGGGGCGAAGGAGCGCUGCAGCAAGCAGCUGGAAGUCCUGGACAUCUACUUUCACUCUUGUGUGUUUGAUCUCCUGACCACUGGAGAUGCUAACUUCACAUUGGCUGCACACAGCGCCCAGAAGGACAUGGAGAGCCUUCAUCCGCACCGGGAUAGAUGGAGAAUAUAUCCCCGUGGCUCUGCAAACUCCUACUUCCACUCCGACUUUCAGCUUAUCAAAAAGCUCGCUCUGCUCCUGCUGUGUGCUCUGAGCGUUGUAUUCAUGUGAGAAUAGCAGUCCCUGCGUGCCUGAAUGCAAGUAGGCUUGUGUAUGUGCACUACAGAGGGAGUUUAGAGACAAUUUGUUUAGCUGAGCACUGAUACUGAGCACUGAUGAAGAGAAAAAAACAGCAAGUUUUUAAAUGCGGGGUGGGCAUGACACCCCCACCCCUAUGUGCACAGGAAUGCCUGGCAGCACUAACUGCAUUUCACCUGGCAGUCAGAACCAUCAGAUGCAACUGACAAUGAGACAAAUGUUUCUGUGUGGGUAAAUCAUCUGUAAAUAGUUAUCUUUUUUCUCAAGUGCACAGUGUGAUAGUAUAGAGAUUGUUUUGUUUAGGUCAUUUCAUGUGAUUUUUUAAAUACCUCAGUCAGAGGAAGUUUGUUUUAAUGAAAGCACUUUAUUUUUACCAUUUUUUACACAAUGCCAGGCAGUGUUUCUGUUUCUUCACCAAAAACCAAUCACUAUUCAAGUAUUUGUGUUUAGUUGUUUUUUGCUCCUUUCAGAAUGAGCUGAAUUGAAGGAGCUGCCACUGAUACUAAAAUUAACCAUUCUUCCAGCUGCUGAUCAGGUUCAGCAUCUCAUUAAAGUCAGUUAAAUGUGAGCUUUUCUGUUGAAUGUAUUAUCUUUCUUGUUGCAGCAAAUGCCACCAGUCCUACUGGGUUGUUAUUUGAUUCCAGCUGUGUGUCUGUGGGUGUUUGCAAGGGAUUUGGAUAUUUUCUAACAGCUGAUGAAUGUUUGCUUUAUUUUAUGUGACUCACAAUACAGAUAUUUCAAACUUUUGCCACACUAUUUUGUUUUUAUCGCUCAACAUAAUACAGCUGGUACUUUUCUGGAAGUGAGAGCUUACUUUUAGGAACUUUCUUGGAACUUACCAAGCAUUUCCCCAAAACUUUCCAAGAACUUUCCUGCAACUUUCAUUUAGUUUACUAAUUAUUUUCCAUAAACAUUCAUGAAGUAUAUUGAUUACUUCACAGGAACAUACCAGAUUUUUCUGGGCAAUUUCUAGAGCAUACAGAUUGCUUUCCAGAAACUUAUAAGGUACUUUCCUGGAAAUUUCAUGGGUUUACUGACUACUUUCCUGGAAUUUAGGAAGUACUUCCCUGGAGCUUAAAGGUUAGUUUAUGAAAAUUAGCUAUUUCAGAACUAACCAGGCACUUUACCAGGAGCUACUGUCAGCAGCGGGGCUAUAUUUUCAGGAUAGUGUACUUGUUGGUAAGUUCCGGUAGAGUUCAUGAUAAGUUGCUGAAUGCAAGCUCUAAGAAUCCAAGGAGUACCUGGUCGAUUCCUGGAAAGGAACCAGUAAGUUUAAUAAACGUUCUAGUAAAGCAUCUGGUAUGUGACAAAAACUGACCCACAAGUCCCAGGAAAGUACAGACUGUAUUAUGAUGUGCUACCAUUUGUAGUUUUGAUUUUUACCAAAGACAAAUGGCAUGUUCAAUGUACACAGGAAUCAUGACCCUCCACCAAACCAGCACCUUCAUCCCCCCUCUUUUUAAAAUUUGCUACUGUAAACCAGUUUAUCCUUUGGCCAGGUGUUUCAUUUUGGGAUGCAAGUAAAAUACUGGAUGUAAAGAAAACUCUACAGAUUAUUGAAAUGUGUCUGUAUAAGCACUGUGAUGUGGGAAUCAAUGCCUUGUAGAAUUUUCUGCUCCAUCAAACAUGUAACAUUCUGUAUAUUUAUUCCCAGUUUGUUCGAUCAGCUUUAGUUUUAGUCAUUGUGUAAUCCCCUUUCAUCAUCUGAGUGUCGGUUUGGUGAAGAGUGACUGGUCAGUGUUGAAAUACCUUAACUUAUUUAUGAACGUAGUGUCCUAUAGGGAAAGUUAAGCUCCAUAUUCUUGCUGUUGGAUAAUUAUUUAAAUAAAAUGUCAGAUGUGAUUGUGCUGCCACCUAGUGGUGCUCCCUUGCUAAGUCAGUGUGUUACUAAAUGCGCUCAAAAAACAAACUAAAAAAGAAUGGAAGAAA
This is a messenger RNA of Girardinichthys multiradiatus, 3771 nucleotides long. It is a transcript of the gene rgmb, whose product is annotated as repulsive guidance molecule BMP co-receptor b. Bases 397 to 1815 code for a protein of 472 amino acids. NCBI's taxonomy places the organism in Eukaryota, Metazoa, Chordata, Actinopteri, Cyprinodontiformes, Goodeidae. Gene Ontology annotation, cellular component: plasma membrane. Gene Ontology annotation, biological process: BMP signaling pathway. The transcript has 3 exons. Gene Ontology annotation, molecular function: coreceptor activity. The record is from RefSeq and is a predicted model, not a curated record.